AUGUCGGGCGCGAGGCAUGAGCACCACCUGUCCGGGGACUUCCAGUUCCACGACGAGCUAGCGUCGCUGUUCGCGCAUCAGCGGCCCGACGCGCCGAUGGCGCAGCAGCUGCAGCAGCCGUGGUUCAUGGACUACCUGCACGCGACCGCGGCGGCGGCCUCGCCGCUGGACUGCGACGCCUUCGUGGGGAACUUCGACGACGUGCCGCCUGCCGCGGACGAGGUAAUCAAGAGGGAGCUCGUGGUUGUGGACACUGCGGCUGCCGGCAGCGGCGUCGGGACGACGUCGGCGGUGCCGCUCACGCCCAACAGCAUGUCGAUGUCGUCGACGUCCAGCGAGGCUUGUGGCGCCGGGGCUGGAGCGGGCGAGGAGUCGGCGGCCGGCAAGUGCAAGAAGGAGGAUGGCGACGGGGAAGGGCACGAGAGCAAGGACGACGGAUCGGCCGCGGCCAAGGGAGACGGGGAAGGAGAGGAGAAGAACAAGAAAGGGGCGGCGAAGGGCAAGGGCAAGGGCGAGAAGCGGCCGCAGCAGCCACGCUUCGCGUUCAUGACCAAGAGCGAGGUCGACCACCUCGAGGACGGCUAUCGGUGGCGCAAGUACGGCCAGAAAGCCGUCAAGAACAGCCCAUUUCCGAGGAGCUACUACCGGUGCACGACGCAGAAGUGCCCGGUGAAGAAGCGGGUGGAGCGGUCGUACCAGGACGCGGCGGUGGUGAUCACCACGUACGAGGGCAAGCACACGCACCCCAUCCCCGCCACGCUGCGCGGGAGCUCGCACCUCCUCGCCGCCGCGCACCACCCGAUGAGCGGCCUCCACCACGUGCACCCGCACUUCUGGAUGGCGCUGCCGCCGCCGACGGCGCUCGGCGGCGUCACCGCGGGCCUCGGCGGCUUCAGGCCCGGCGGCGCCAACGCCUUCGACGACGCGCUCGGGCUCGGACUCCUGCAGCCGCCGCAGCAGCAGCAGGGCCGCCACCACCACGGCGCCGCCGCCAUGCAGCAGCUGGCCGUUAGCGGUGCCGCCGGAGUGGAGCAGGUGAACGCCGCCGCCGCCAUGGCGAGGCACGCGGCGCUGCCUGAUGGUGACGACCAGCACGGCUUGGCUGCCAUCGCAGGUAUGGCUGGUACUACUACGGCGGCAACUACUACCGCCAGAGCUCCGCUCCGGAUGCAGCACUUCAUGGAGCAGGACUAUGCUGGGCUCCUGCAGGACAUGUUUCCAUCCUUCGUUCACAACGACGACGAUGGCCACCAUGACAAUCACCAUUGA
Miscanthus lutarioriparius is the source of this 1269-nucleotide messenger RNA. Lineage: Eukaryota; Viridiplantae; Streptophyta; Magnoliopsida; Poales; Poaceae. The record is from the annotation of a GenBank genome assembly.